This is a messenger RNA of Arvicola amphibius (Eurasian water vole), 3363 nucleotides long. RefSeq names its product zinc finger protein 14-like. The transcript is spliced from 5 exons. Bases 366 to 2684 code for a protein of 772 amino acids. The record is from RefSeq and is a predicted model, not a curated record. Gene Ontology annotation, biological process: negative regulation of transcription by RNA polymerase II. Lineage: Eukaryota; Metazoa; Chordata; Mammalia; Rodentia; Cricetidae. Gene Ontology annotation, molecular function: RNA polymerase II cis-regulatory region sequence-specific DNA binding; DNA-binding transcription repressor activity, RNA polymerase II-specific.
CUGGCGCGGAUCUGCCCCUACACAGAGGGAGUCAGGGUGGCUCGACCUCCGUAGCCAUGUGACACCUCCCCGCAGGAACGGGUGCCGACUUGGUGUCCGAUGUCCCGAGUGCCGGCGAGCCGGGCGGAAGUCCCUCUCCCGCCGUCGCGGGGCCGUCCGGUCAGCUGAGGGAGCCGGGCGCCCGAGCCUCAGCGGCGGUGCGGGGCGAGCCGCUGUGUGGUCGCUGGAGGCCGGGGCGCAGGCAUGAACAGGAGAAAUGGUCCUCAAGAAAGAGAAGGCACUGUGAGAUGAACGGCCUGUAGUCGGUGCUGUUUCCCCGAAAAGGAAUGGGAUGAAGGAAAAUAACCGUAUGUGGAGAUCCCCAAAUGUCUUGGCCACUCAGAGUUACUCUACUCAGUGUCUGGAGUGAUGAGACCACAAAAGCUCAACGGGAUCCCAAGCAUAAAAUGAAAGCUCUAGAGGACCUGAGCUCUUGCGUAUUCGAUGCCUGUGGGCAGGGCUCUGUGACAUUUGAAGAUGUGGCUGUAAACUUCACUGUGGAGGAGUGGGCUUUACUAGAUCCUUCCCAAAAGAAGCUGCACAGAGAUGUGAUGGAGGAAACCUUCAGGAACCUGGCUGCCAUAGGAAAAACACAAGAAGACCAGCACAUAGACAAUGACCACAGAUAUUCCAGAAGAAAUCAAAGAAAUGAAGUUGUAGAAAGACUGUUGGAAUAUAACAAAGAUAGUGAAUGUGAAGAAAUCUUAAGACAGAUUCCCAACACCAUUGUGAACAGGAAAAUUUCUCAUAGAACAAUGAUUUGUGAAAGUCAUAUGUAUGAAGACAACAUGCUCAUUGGUCAUUCAUCUCUUAAUGUGUCUAUGCCUCUUCAGACUACACACAAACCUCAUCAAUAUGAGCUAUGUGGAAAGAGACUCUUUAAGAUUGGGGAAUGUGAGAAAGCCUUCAUUUAUCCAGAAUGGUUUCUGAAGCGUGAAGACACUGACACUGGACAGAGUUCCUAUGAAUUUAACCAGUGUGAGAAAAUCUUCAAAAGUAAUGGCUGCAUUCAAAUACGUGUGAAUAAUGAAACUAGAGAAGAAAUAUGUAUGGAUAAGCAGCAUUAUAAUGCCUUUACUUAUCCUGAUUUUCUUCAGUAUGUUGAAAAGAUCCACACUGGAAAGAAACCCUAUGUAUGUAAACAAUGUGGGAAAACCUUUUCUUUUUUGAGUAACAUUAGAAGACAUGAACGAACUCAUACUGGAGAGAAACCAUACAAAUGUAAUAUAUGUGAUAAAACCUUCACUUGUUUAACUAACUUUCAAGAACAUGAAAGAACUCACACUGGAGAAAAACCCUAUUUAUGUACACAAUGUGGGAAAUCCUUUUCUUUUCUGAGUAACAUUCGAAGACAUGAACGUACUCAUACUGGAGAGAAACCGUACAGAUGCAAUCUAUGUGGUAAAGCUUUCAGUUACUUGACUAACUUUCAAGACCACGAAAGAACUCACACUGGAGAAAAACCUUAUGUGUGUACACAGUGUGGGAAGGCUUUCACUUAUUACUAUUCUUUUCAGACACAUAAACGAUGUCACACUGGAGAGAAACCCUAUGUCUGUAAGCAGUGUGGGAAAGCCUUCAGUUAUUACAAUUCUAUUCAGACACAUAAACGAUGUCACACUGGAGAAAAGCCCUAUGUAUGCAAGCUGUGUGAGAAAGCCUUUACUACUCUCAGUUCUCUUCGAUAUCACGAGAGGAUUCACAGUGGUGAGAAGCCCCAUGUAUGUUUGCAAUGUGGAAAAGGUUUCAAUUCUUCCAGUACCCUUCGAAUUCACGAAAGGACUCACACUGGAGAGAAACCCUAUAAAUGUAAGCAAUGUGGGAAAGUCUUUAGUGUUGACAGUUCCCUUCGAUACCAUGAGAGGAUUCAUAGUGGGGAGAAACCCUAUGUAUGUAAGCAGUGUGGAAAAGCCUUCACUCGGCACACCUCCCUUCGAUGCCAUGAAAGGAUUCACUGUGGGGAAAAACCCUAUGUAUGUAAGCAGUGUGGGAAAGGUUUUAUUUCUUCCAGUAACUUCCGAAAACAUGAAUCAACUCAUUCUGGGGAGAAACUCUGUGUAUGUAAACUAUGUGGUAAAGCCUUUACCGAUCAUAGUUCACUUCGAAGACAUGAAAGAAUUCACAGUGGGGAUAAACCCUAUGUAUGUAAGCAUUGUGGAAAAGGUUUCUCUUCUUUGAGUGGUUGUCAAAGACAUGAACAAAUUCACACUGGUGAGAAACCCUGUGUCUGUAAGAAUUGUGGGAAAGCCUUCACUAAUCCCAGUGCCCUUCGAAAUCAUGAAAGGAUUCACAGUGGUGAGAAGCCCUAUGUCUGUGAGCAGUGCGGGAAGGGGUUUAUUUCUUUUAGUAAGUUUAGAAUACACGAACGAAUUCAUACUGGAGAGAAACCAUAUAAGUGUAAACAAUGUGUGAAAGCCUUUACUGGUCAUAGUUCCCUUCGACGUCAUGAAAGGAUUCAUAGUGGAGAGAAACCUUUUGUGUGUAAACAAUGUGGGAAAUCCUUUUAUACUUUAAGUGAUUGUCAAAGACAUGAACAGAUUCACACUGGCGAGAAGCCUUACAUUUGCAAGCAAUGUGGGAAAGCCUUUACUCGUUCCAGCUCCCUUAAAAUACAUGAGAAGACUCACGCUAGAAGGAAUUCCUAAGUGUAGAACAUGGGAAAUUAUUCUUAACAUGGCAAUGCAGAACCAGUGUCAUGUUGUCUGAAGGAAUGCCUUCAGUCAUGUUGGCUGUGUUCACAGACAUGCUAGUACACACUAUAGUGAGAAAUCUUUUUUUUUUCUUUUUUGGUUUUUCGAGACAGGGUUUCUCUGCAGCUUUUUUAGAGCCUGUCCUGGAACUAGCUCUUGUAGACCAGGCUGGCCUCAAACUAUAGUGAGAAAUCUUAAAAGGCUGUGCAGAUGUCUUCAGCUGGUGGGACCUCUGAACAUUUACCCGGUAUCCAAACUUGUGUAACAAAGUUAUCAGCUAUGAAACAGUUUUCAGGAUUUUGUGAAAAUUCCUUAUGUAAUAGAAUUUAAUCAUAAUUUUUUUAAGAUUCUUGUGAAUAAGUUUGAGAAAGAAUAUUGUAUUAAUUGGUCAACAAUUGAGAAAAUAAGUCUCUGGAAUGUUUACCUCUAUUUUUUAUUCUGUAAAUAAUUUUUCAGGUGACCUCAUCUCUAAGGUUUCUUUAAGCAGUGAGUCAUGAAUUUAAAAGGUAGUCUCUUUUUAGCCAAGUCAUGUAUAUUUUCAUAUUGGAUCCAUAUGUAACACAAUGUGUUUAUGUUUUAGAGUAAUAUUAAUGAACUGUUGAAAUGAAGUUUAUUUGUAGAAUUUCUCUAUUGA